AUGCUUAAAAGUAAAUGUAUCUUUUUGAACUCUUUUACGAAGAGUGAUAAAUUGAAGCACACAUUUGAACGGUUAAACCUAAUGAUGGAAAAAAGAAAUAUGAAUAAUUUGUUAUAUAACAAAGCAGUUGAAUGUCACAUAUAUAUAAGAAGAGAUAGAGAUACGAAGGAAACAAAUAAAAAGUUAAACAAUAUGUAUAAUAAAUAUUCAUGUAAAUGUAAUAUAACAAAUAAAUGUAGUAAUAAGAAUAAAGUAUAUAAUAUAUAUAAAAGACAAAAUAAUUUGGUUGAUAAUAAAGAUAAGUUCUUUUGUAUAUUUCGUCAGAAUUUUGCUAUUGGAAUAUUUGAGAGAAAAAAGCCUCAUAUGAAUAUAGGUACUAUAGGUCAUGUGGACCAUGGGAAAACUACGUUAACAGCUGCUAUAACAAAAGUAUGUUCAGAUUUAAAUAGAGGUGUUUUUAAAUCUUAUGAAGAAAUAGAUAAAACUCCUGAAGAACAAAAAAGAGGAAUCACAAUUAACGCUACGCAUGUAGAAUAUGAAACAGAAAAACGACAUUAUAGUCAUAUUGAUUGUCCUGGACAUUUAGAUUAUAUAAAGAAUAUGAUAACAGGUACUUCGCAAAUGGAUGGAUCUAUUCUUGUGGUGUCAGCAUACGAUGGUUUAAUGCCACAAACAAAGGAACAUGUUUUAUUAUCUAGACAAAUAGGUAUUGAAAAAAUGAUUGUUUAUUUAAAUAAAAUAGAUAUGUGUGAAGAUCAAGAAUUAGUAGAUUUAGUUGAAUUAGAAAUUCGUGAAUUAUUAUCUUUUCAUAAAUACGAUGGUGAUAAUAUUCCAUUUAUAAAAGGAUCUGCUUUAAAAGCAUUAAAUGGAGAUCAAUCAGAGUAUGGUGUUCCUUCUAUUCUUAAAUUAUUAGAUGCAUGUGAUAAUUAUAUUGAGGAACCAAAAAGAAAAACUGAUCUACCUUUUCUAAUGAGUAUAGACGAUGUAUUACAAAUAUCAGGAAAAGGAACCGUUGCAACCGGUAAAGUGGAACAAGGCACACUAAAAUUAAACGAUCAAGUAGAAAUAUUAGGCAUCAAAGAAAAAUCUAUAAAAACAGUUAUUACGGGUAUAGAAAUGUUCAGGAAAAUUUUAGAUACGGCUCAAGCUGGAGAUCAAAUUGGUAUCAUGUUAAAAAAUGUAAAAAGAAAUGAUAUUACUAGAGGUAUGGUUGUUACAAAAGCACCGAAUAUUAAAACAUUCAAAAAAUUUGAAAGUGAUAUAUAUGUAUUAAAAAAUGAAGAAGGAGGAAGAAAAAACCCUUUCUCUUCAUAUUAUAGACCACAAGCAUAUAUAAGAACAGCUGAUGUUAAUUGUGCUGUUAUCCUUAAUGAAGAUACACAAGUUGCCAACCCUGGAGAUAAUGUUAAAUGUGUUAUUGAAUUAAUGUAUCCAUUAGCAUUAACAUAUGGAUUGAGGUUUUCUUUACGAGAAGGAGGGAAAACUGUAGCAUCCGGUGUUAUCACAAAGUUGUUAUGA
This is a messenger RNA of Plasmodium falciparum 3D7, 1518 nucleotides long. Its product is annotated as elongation factor Tu. Gene Ontology annotation, molecular function: GTPase activity; translation elongation factor activity; GTP binding. The record is from RefSeq and is a predicted model, not a curated record. Gene Ontology annotation, cellular component: apicoplast. Lineage: Eukaryota; Apicomplexa; Aconoidasida; Haemosporida; Plasmodiidae. Gene Ontology annotation, biological process: translational elongation.